This is a messenger RNA of Manis javanica (Malayan pangolin), 4306 nucleotides long. It is a transcript of the gene EHD3, whose product is annotated as EH domain containing 3. Lineage: Eukaryota; Metazoa; Chordata; Mammalia; Pholidota; Manidae. Gene Ontology annotation, biological process: endocytosis; endosomal transport. Gene Ontology annotation, cellular component: cytoplasm; plasma membrane. The record is from RefSeq and is a predicted model, not a curated record. Gene Ontology annotation, molecular function: GTP binding; calcium ion binding; protein binding.
AAGGAAUGAACACUUGGAUGAAUGAAUGAAUGAAUAAAUGAAUGGGAAUGGUUUUGACUUCGCCCUAGAACUAGCAAAAAGUUUGGGUAAUGGCAGUUUCAGUCAUUUUGUAUAGCCUGAUAUUGGACUCUUUUUUCCAUGCCCUAGGAAAAAUAUUCCCAAGUACUGCAGUACCUGUCUUCUUAAGAAAUUGAACUCAGUAUCAAAGGAAAGUCUAUUCAAAACCAGGAAGUGUGGAGCAGGUAGAAUCUGUCUUCGAAAUUGUCCCUGAGAGGGCGCUGUUUCCAAACCAAACCUUUAGAGGCCUGGAAUGAAAUACCGGCGUGUCCCCGCAGGACUCAGCUCAGCAUUCCUGUCUUCCCAGGCAGCGGUUGCGGGUCCCCAGGGAAGCUCCUGCCCACACUCAUGGCGGCGCCCUGAUCAGCUUCUCCUCGUUGCCACUGGCCGGCCGGCCCGGCCUUGCCAGUACUCGGGGACUUCCUCCGCGAGCCCGCUUCCUGCACGGCUGGCAUUUAAACCGGCGCCUGGGGCUGUGGGCUGCGGCUACGGAUGCUGAGCUGUCCGCGGGCUGGGCAGCGCCACCACCUCCCCAGAGCCGCGGCCUGGCAGGAGCGGUGCCAAAGCAUCCCCUCAGUGCACUCGGGCCCGAGCAGGGAGGGGCGGUCUGCAGGGAGAUCCGGGACGCCGGCAUCGGACCCGGCAUCUGGCAGUUUAAUUGCAGGUUUGACUUCCAUUUCCAAGAUCGCAACUCUCCUGCCCAGCCACAUUAUAUUUGCCCUCCCUCCGGCCUUGGUUGCUGGAUGAGGCAGGAGCUGGACUUGGUCCCAGGAGCUUGGACAGAGCGCCUUCCCCGCCGCGCGCCAUCGCCCUAGGGAUCUCGAGCCGCGCACCCCGGCCAUGGUGCGGCUGAGCCCCGCGCUCGGGUGAGGCGGCGGCGCAGCUCGGAGCCCGAAGGGUCAGCCCUGCGGGGCGCCUUCCCCAGGAGCCCACGGCGCCGGGACUGCGCGCGGGGGGCGAGCGGGGGCCGCGAUGUUCAGCUGGCUGGGUUCCGACGACCGCCGGAGGAAGGACCCCGAGGUCUUCCAGACGGUGAGCGAAGGGCUCAAGAAACUCUACAAGGGCAAGCUGCUGCCGCUGGAAGAGCAUUACCGCUUCCACGAGUUUCACUCGCCCGCCCUGGAGGAUGCCGACUUCGACAACAAGCCCAUGGUCCUACUGGUGGGCCAGUACUCCACUGGGAAGACCACCUUCAUCAGGUACCUACUGGAACAGGAUUUCCCAGGCAUGCGGAUUGGGCCUGAGCCCACCACUGACUCCUUCAUUGCCGUGAUGCAGGGGGAGGUGGAGGGCAUCAUCCCUGGGAAUGCCCUGGUGGUGGAUCCUAAGAAACCCUUCAGGAAACUGAACGCCUUUGGCAAUGCCUUCUUGAACCGGUUCGUGUGUGCCCAGCUGCCCAACCCCGUGCUGGAGAGCAUCAGCAUCAUCGACACACCAGGAAUCCUCUCCGGAGAGAAGCAGAGGAUCAGCCGAGGGUACGACUUUGCGGCUGUCCUCGAGUGGUUCGCCGAGCGGGUGGACCGCAUCAUCCUGCUCUUUGACGCCCACAAGCUGGACAUCUCUGAUGAGUUCUCAGAAGUCAUCAAGGCCCUGAAGAACCAUGAGGACAAGAUGCGGGUGGUGCUGAACAAGGCCGACCAGAUUGAGACGCAGCAGCUGAUGCGGGUGUAUGGGGCCCUCAUGUGGUCCCUGGGGAAGAUCGUAAACACCCCUGAGGUGAUCCGGGUCUACAUCGGCUCCUUCUGGUCCCACCCGCUUCUCAUCCCUGACAACCGGAAGCUCUUUGAGGCUGAAGAGCAGGACCUGUUCAGAGAUAUCCAGAGUCUGCCCCGAAACGCUGCUCUGCGCAAGCUCAAUGAUCUCAUCAAGAGGGCCAGGCUGGCCAAGGUCCACGCCUACAUCAUCAGCUCUCUGAAGAAGGAGAUGCCCUCAGUGUUCGGGAAGGAUAACAAGAAGAAGGAGCUGGUGAACAACCUGGGGGAGAUCUACAGCCGGAUCGAGCGGGAGCACCAGAUCUCACCCGGGGACUUUCCCAACCUGAAGAGGAUGCAGGACCAGUUGCAGGCCCAGGACUUUAGCAAAUUCCAGCCACUGAAAAGCAAGCUGCUGGAUGUGGUGGAUGACAUGCUGGCCCAUGACAUCGCCCAGCUCAUGGUGCUGGUGCGCCAGGAGGAGACCCAGCGGCCCGUCCAGAUGGUGAAGGGCGGAGCAUUCGAGGGCACUCUGCAUGGCCCCUUUGGGCACGGCUAUGGGGAGGGGGCUGGGGAGGGCAUCGAUGAUGCUGAGUGGGUGGUUGCUAGGGACAAGCCCAUGUACGAUGAGAUCUUCUACACCCUGUCGCCAGUGGAUGGCAAGAUCACAGGUGCCAAUGCCAAGAAGGAGAUGGUGCGCUCCAAGCUGCCCAAUAGUGUGCUAGGCAAGAUUUGGAAGCUGGCUGACAUCGACAAAGAUGGCAUGCUGGAUGACGAGGAGUUCGCACUGGCCAACCACCUCAUUAAGGUCAAGCUGGAAGGGCAUGAGCUGCCCAACGAGCUGCCUGCCCACCUCUUGCCCCCAUCCAAGAGGAAAGCUGCCGAGUGAUGAGGGGAAGGGGGAGGUUAGAGAAGGGGCAGGUCAGUGUUAGAGAAGAUGGGAGAGGCAAUUACACAUGCACAUGUGCACACACACACACACACACACACACACACACACACGCAUGCAGAUCUUGAAACCUACACUGAAGAUUUGAAGGGACAGUGACCCCCAGGUUUCCAGGCUGAUCUCUGGACACAUCUCCAAGUUCUCAGCCUUGGUAGAAGCACAGGAGUACUUCUAGAGCUCCAGGUUUCAAGCCUAGGUCUCCAGCCCCCUUUCCAUCCACUGCCGCUACCUAGAGAUCUGCCUUCUGAUCCACAGAGGCAGUUUGCUCGCCACAGAUGGCCCACCCCCUCCAGAUUCCCCAGACUUGGAGCAGAUGGAGAAGGCUUUCAUUUAGUAGGCAAUUCACUUUGUUUUCUGUGCUUUCUUCCCAUCUCUGGCUUCCUAAGAGGAAAUCUGCUCUGGGACCAGGUGUGGGGGAAGGCGGGCCGCUGCGGGGAGGGAAGGAAGGAAGCAUCCUCGGGGUCCCAGGUCCCAGACAUGAAGAGACAUGGCCCUGAGCUCUGUUCUUUCCCAUGCUCAGGCUCUGUCUGCCACGGCAAACCUUGAACCCUGAUAGAAUUUCAUUUCAAAGAAUCCCAGAUUCAGUGAGAGAAGAGAAAAGUCGGGGGGAAAGAAAGCAAAGACACUGUUCUGUUGUCCUCCACUCCAAGCCAGUCGAGGGAGUUUUAUUCCACAGAUUUUGUGAGACUCCUGAUUUUUUCACUUGGCCUCUGAUGUUUGGAUGCUCAGACUCAACUCACAUUUACAAGCCCCUCCUGUGCAUCAGGAGCUGUGUUAGGCACUUUAUAUACAUUAUCCCACAUUAUCCUCACCAUCCCUCAAGGAAGGACGUGUUAGUGCCCCCCCUUUGCAGUUGAGGAGCCUGACACUCAGAGGAGUUUAGGUGACCUUCUCAAAGUCACAGGGGUCACAUGUAAUGGGUAGAGGAUUCAGAGCUGGGGCCUCCAACUUUUGCCUCUGCUGUGACGAUGGGCAGGAGCCCAGCCUUGCUGGCUGACAACAAACCACGGAAAACAAGCUGAGUGUGAGGGCCCUGCACAGCCCCCCAGAGCAGGCUGGCGAGGGAAAAGGACCAGCCAGCAUUUGGUGGGGCCAUCAGUCUGGCCAUCUGUCACAUCACAGAAACAAACCGUGCCAUCUGGCUGUGGACCCCAUGUUCCUAAAACUGUAGACGUCCAACAGCACCAGUGGGAGAGUGGGCGCGCCUGUCCCUAUCAGCCUCCACCCAGCAGCGUGAAUCAUCUCAGCUCGAAUGCAGCCCCUGACUCCUAUCAAAAGGGGCCUCGUGCUGAUGCUCAGGAGGCGAACUUGAGAGGACUGACUUGUUCUUGCAAGACCCCCGGCGGUUGCGGCAACCUUGGCAAAGCCCCACUGUUUUCAACAUUCUUCACCCUCCAUGGUCUCUCCCUCAGCUUGCUUUGUGGCCCCUGAGCCAGUCACUUUGUAUGCUAUGCUCCUACUGUGAUGGAAAGAAAAAUGAGUAUAACUUAUUUUAUAUCUAUGUUCAGACUAUACAGAGAAUGUUCUAUGUAUCUAUGAUGUGCUUACUACUGCAGUACAUUCGUCAUUAGUAUUCAUGUUAAUAUAGCACACUUAUUAUCCUUUGGUA